ACUAGUGACGACCAUCCCAGCUGGUUGGUGACCGACCGGUAGAUGUGUGUCUUAACGUCUCUGUUUAUGAUUAAAUAACAUCCACUUUUGACGUUGUAUGCAUUAAUGCAAGUGAAAACAGCGCGGGACCGCAUCCGUCCUGUCGGGAAAACCGAUUAGUUAGCUUUUUACAAAUAAUAAUUCCUCGUUUUGGUUAUCCAGUUGAUCAGACGUGUCAGUCUUGUUGAUUUUUUUUAUUUUUAUCUCGAUAGCUGGCUGGCCAUUUUCAGAUAAAGAAGGGCGAUCAACGUGGAUUAACUGGACCAGUUACCUACAGUACGAUGAGUACCUUGGAUUCUGUGGAUCGAGUUGAGCUGUGCGAGAGCCUUUUGACAUGGAUCCAGACGUUUGGAUUGGAGGCACCAUGCAAAACAGUGGACGAUCUCACAAGUGGAGUUGUCAUGGCCCAGGCCCUACAGAAAAUAGACAUCGUGUAUUUCACUGACAACUGGAUCAGUAGGAUCAAGCCUGAGGUGGGAGAUAACUGGCGGCUAAAGAUCAGUAAUCUAAAGAAGGUGUUGAAAGGUAUACUGGACUACAACCAGGAAGUCCUUCAACAGCAGAUCAAUGACUUCACCCUGCCAGACAUCAACCUGAUUGGAGAACACUCAGACGCUGCAGAGCUGGGCAGGAUGCUGCAACUCAUACUAGGCUGUGCUGUCAACUGUGAGCAGAAACAAGAGAACAUCCAGACCAUAAUGAUGCUGGAGGAAUCUGUUCAACAUGUUGUCAUGACAGCCAUUCAAGAGCUGAUGAGCAAAGAGUGCCCAGUUAUUGGAGGAAAUGAAUCAUACGCUGACAUCGAUAGACAGCUGAAGAAGACCGUGGAGGAUCUGAACGACGCUCUAGUCACCAAGGAGGAGAUCGCACAGAGAUGUCACGAGCUGGACAUGCAGGUGGCAGCGCUACAGGAGGAGAGGGGUAGUCUCCUGGCUGAGAACCAGAUCCUCAUGGAGCGUCUCAACCAGUCUGACUCCAUAGAAGACCUGAACAGCCCUGUAGGACGUAGACACCUGCAGCUGCAGACACAGCUAGAACAUCUCCAGGAGGAGACAUUCAGAAUGGAGGCAGCGAAGGAUGACUAUCGUAUCCACUGUAGGGAGUUAGAGAAGGAGCUGACAGAGCUGAGAGGACAGAAUGAAGAGCUCACAUCCCUGGCUGACGAGGCCCAGACACUGAAGGACGAAAUGGAUGUACUCAGACACUCGUCAGACAAGGUGUCCAAGCUGGAGGUCAUGGUGGAGUCGUAUAAGAAGAAGCUGGAGGACCUGGGAGAUCUGAGGAGACAGGUCAAGCUGUUGGAGGAGAAGAACACUCUGUACAUGCAGAACACUGUCAGCCUGGAGGAAGAAGUACGCAAGGCCAACACCACGAGAGGACAGCUGGAGUCCUACAAGAGACAGGUGGUAGAGCUGCAGAACAAGCUGUCUGAGGAGUCUAAAAAGACAGACAAGAUGGAGUUUGAAUACAAGAGACUCAAGGAGAAGGUGGACUCUCUCCAGAAAGAAAAGGAUCGUAUGAGGUCAGAGAGAGACUCUUUGAAGGAGACCAUUGAGGAGCUGCGUUGUGUUAAGGCUCAGAAGGAACAACUCUCUACAGGCAUGGUUCCACUCGGCAGUAACGAGGGCUCUGAUUCGCUGGCUGAAGAGAUCAUCACCCCAGAGAUCCGAGAGAAGCUGAUCAGACUGCAGCAUGAGAACAACAUGCUGAAGCUGGCCCAGGAGGGUUCUGAUAAUGAGAAGAUCGCUCUGCUGCAGAGUUUACUGGAGGACGCUAACAGUAGGAAGAACGAACUGGAGACCGAGAACAGACUGGUGAACCAGAGACUGAUCGAGGGUCAGAGUCAGGUGGAGGAGCUGCAGAGGAGUCUUCAGGAACAGGGCUCCAAAGCAGAGGAUUCAAUCAUUCUGAAGAAGAAGAACGAUGUGCACAUGGAGAAGUUACGGGAAGUGAACAGCGAACUGCAGAAGAAGUGUGCGUACAUUGAUGACUUGGAACCCAAAUACACAUCUAGCUCCCAGAAAGUGGAGGAGCUGAAGGAGGCACUGAAGAAGAAGGAUGAAGACAUGAAGCUGAUGGAAGACCGAUAUAAGAAGUACCUGGAGAAAGCGAAGAGUGUUAUCCGGACCCUGGACCCUAAACAGAACCAGGGCUCGGCACCAGAGGUCCAGGCCUUGAAGAACCAGCUGCAGGAGAAGGAGAGGAUGCUGCACUCUCUGGAGAAAGACUACGACAAGACCAAGGCUCAGAGAGACCAGGAGGAGAAACUCAUAGUGUCUGCCUGGUACAACAUGGGCAUGGCUCUACAGAAGAAGGCAGCAGAGGACCGUCUGGCCAGUACGGGCUCAGGACAGUCCUUCCUGGCCCGCCAGAGACAGGCUACCAGCACACGUCGUUCUUAUCCCGGACACGUACAGCCUACCACCGCCAGGUAGACACGGCACCAUGACCCCUACCUGACCCUGAGCCCUGUCCUGACCCUCCAGGCCAGGUAGACACGGCACCAUGACCCCUACCUGACCCUGAGCCCUGUCCUGACCCUCCAGGCCAGGUAGACACGUCACCAUGACCCCUACCUGACCCUGAGCCCUGUCCUGACCCUCCAGGCCAGGUAGACACGGCACCAUGACCCCUACCUGACCCUGAGCCCUGUCCUGACCCUCCAGGCCAGGUAGACACGUCACCAUGACCCCUACCUGACCCUGAGCCCUGAGUCCUGACCCUCCAGGCCAGGUAGACACGGCACCAGGACCCCUACCUGACCCUAUACCCUGUCCUGACCCUCCAGGCCAGGUAGCCUCGGCAACAACUGACCCCAGCCCCGGAACUCUCCAGUUAUCCACCAGACAGACGCUACUCUGUAACGGGCAUCUGCUCUGCCAAGCAAUCCAGACACCUCAGGAUGGAUUAAAUCUCUCCUGUACCGUGCCGCUGUUCUCUGUCUUCUUCAGUUCAGGAUGGAUGAGUUGGUCUACCUGGAUCUUUAACUGACAGUAUUAUUAUUAUGCACAUUUCUCUAAAACAUGUUACCGCUCUGUUACCGCUCUGUUACCGCUCUGUUACCGCUCUGUUACCGUUCUGUUACCGCUCUGUUACCGCUCUGUUACCGCUCUGUUACCGCUCUGUUACCGCUCUGUUACCGCUCUGUUACCGCUCUGUUACGCUCUGUUACCGUUCUGUUACCGUUCUGUUACCGCUCUGUUACCGCUCUGUUACCGCUCUGUUCCCGUUCUGUUCCCGUUCUGUUCCCGUUCUGUUCCUGUUCUGUUCCCGUUCUGUUCCCGUUCUGUUCCCGUUCUGUUCCUGUUCUGUUCCCGUUCUGUUCCCGUUCUGUUCCCGUUCUGUUCCCGUUCUGUUACCGUUCUGUUCCUGUUCUGUUCCCGUUCUGUUCCCGUUCUGUUCCUGUUCUGUUCCUGUUCUGUUCCCGUUCUGUUCCCGUUCUGUUCCCGUUCUGUUCCUGUUCUGUUCCUGUUCUGUCAGGAAUCCUCUCUCUAAUAACAACUCAUUUCUUUUCUAACACAAUGUUGUGAGCAGAGAUGCAGUUUUCACAAAGCGGAUUGAUCUUUUUUAUUUUAUCUUAAUGGUUCUAAAAUCGGAGGAUAUUUUCGUAUCUUGAUCUGAUGUUUACAGAACGUGAUGUAAUGCCGUGCAGUCAGUGACUGUCAGGACAUGUAUAGUACCAGAGGAGGGAUGUGGUCUCUGAGUUGGUCUCUUUAGGUGUCCUUUUAUGUGUGUUGAGUAACGCUGUUCGUUUCGUUUGUCUGUGUUAGACGGUCUUGUUGUUGCCUGUAGUGGGAGAUUUGAAAGGUUAGUUGUAUAGGGAGUCCUCUAGCCUGUUGGCAGUGUAUUUAGCUGUAGAAGAUAUUCCACAAGUGUCCCCGGGUGUUUUAGACAAGGCCUUUCUUCAUCGUCAUCAUCAUCAUCAGAAAUGUUAACAGUAGAAAGCUUCCUAUUCUAAUGGACUGGUUUCUAAAAUCAAACAAUUUUUUAAUUGGCUUAAUUAUUAAGGAUCCUGAAAUGAGGUCCUCUUCCCCUCUGUCGUCCGCUCAUAUCAGCCAGCGGGUCAUUAUUGAUUAUUGGAGCCGGCGAUUUACCGAUCAAGAAUCUCUCUCCCGUGUCCUCCUGCGUUGUUUCAGGGAAUUCCACAAACGGUCCUUCCCUCUUUUGUCCUGUGACUGCUGUGUGAACGAAACGGUCCUUCGUUCAUAUUUCAGUGUGUCGUGCUCCAGCUGCUCUCUAAACGGUCCAUGUUAAAGUCAGUGGUCGUAUCUGACUGUAUCUUAACAGAUGGAAAUGAUCAUUUUGAAAGUAUCGGAAAAAAAAUAGUUUUUGAAAUACAAAACGUGAACUCGUAAAAGAACCACUGCUGCCACGAGGACGUGGAUUAUAACAUAUGAAAUUGAUCUUUGGGGUUUAAACGUGGGGCGUAUUUCCUGUUCUCACUGCGCUACGCCUUUACGUCUGGGACGGCGCGUCGUGUCAUUCCUGAAAAGCAGUUUGUGCGCAGGGCCCCAGAGGUGCGCAGGGCCCCAGAGGUGCGCAGGGCCCCAGAGGUGCGCAGGGCCCCAGAGGUGCGCAGGGCCCCAGAGGUGCGCAGGGCCCCAGAGGUGAGCAGGGCCCCAGAGGUGAGCAGCUAACAGAGAAAGUUAUUUCUGAUUUUAGGUUCGGACAGAUGCUAAAUGAAAGAAAAAAAAACAUGUAUUUUUUUUAAAGUGUUUUUUAAAAAUGUUUUGUUUUAACUUUCUCAACUCUACUUCGCUAGUUCAUUAAUCGUUUCAUCCUCUACCUAUCAUUUUGAAACCUUCAGGACUUGACUGUCCUGUCUCUGCCUGGUCAUAUUAUCUCUGACUGGUCAUAUUGUCUCUGCCCUGUCUCUGCCUGGUCAUAUUAUCUCUGACUGGUCAUAUUGUCUCUGCCCUGUCUCUGCCUGGUCAUAUUAUCUCUGACUGGUCAUAUUGUCUCUGCCCUGUCUCUGCCUGGUCAUAUUAUCUCUGACUGGUCAUAUUGUCUCUGCCCUGUCUCUGCCUGGUCAUAUUAUCUCUGACUGGUCAUAUUGUCUCUGCCCUGUCUCUGCCUGGUCAUAUUGUCUCUUCCCUGUCUCUGCCUGGUCAUAUUGUCUCUGCCCUGUCUCUGCCUGGUCAUAUUGUCUCUGCCCUGUCUCUGCCUGGUCAUAUUGUCUCUGCCCUGUCUCUGACUGGUCAUAUUGUCUCUGACUGGUCAUAUUGUCUCUGCCCUGUCUCUGCCUGGUCAUAUUGUCUCUGCCCUGUCUCUGACUGGUCAUAUUGUCUCUGUCUGGUCAUAUUGUCUCUGCCCUGUCUCUGCCUGGUCAUAUUGUCUCUGCCCUGUCUCUGCCUGGUCAUAUUGUCUCUGCCCUGUCUCUGACUGGUCAUAUUGUCUCUGACUGGUCAUAUUGUCUCUGACUGGUCAUAUUGUCUCUGACACUACCAGACACAACAGGCUCUAGUGGGGUUGGGGAGCUGGGGCUGCUAGGAAGUCUCUCUCUCUAAAUGGUAGACUAGUGGGAGAAGUCCUCUCUCUGUCUCUCUGUCUCUCUGUCUCUGUCUCUCUCUCUGGUAGAUUAGUGGGAGAAGUCCUCUCUCUCUGGUUGUAUUAAAUGAGAGAGGAUAACCUGUCUAACCUUUUAUAAAGCUAGUAGGCUGAUUUGAUAUGAAACACUUUUCCCCAAAAGCCUUUUUGAAGCGAUGUCCUAUGUCAUGUUCAUCAUGCACCAAAAUGGACAGAAACAGGGAGUACUAUUUGCCUUUUUGUGUUGCACAAUGUUUUUGAAACGUAUGUGCCCUAAUGAACAUGACCCAGGCGUGGCGCCAGGCAGCAAGUCAACAAGGAUGUUAUGAACGUGUUAAAGGGGCUUUUACCUCAAGUGUCAGUGUAAAACCAGUGUGAGGAAGAGACGGUUUAGGGGCUGUAGUAGUCUACACGUGUCUCUCUGCUGCUGAAGAGACGGUUUAGGGGCUGUAGUAGUGUAGAUCCUGAUUCUGAUGUCUUUUUUUAAUUAAAGUUUUCACAUAAUAACAAAAAUAUAUUUGUCCAUCUUAUUAUGCAACUGAUGAACUUUGUUUGACUCUUCUUGUGUGAAAGACUGGUCUCCUGACGUGUGUUGAUAUGAUUGGUAGGGCAACGUUUCUCUUAACUGUCUGUCCUGUUUGGUUUUUGCACGUCUCCCGAUUAAACGUAAAACUACCCCACUGCAUCCCAAAUGGAACACUAUACCCUACGUAGUGUACUACUUUAGACCAGAGCCCUAUGGGGCCCUAUAUAGGGAAUAGGGUGCAGUUUGGAACUAAGAGCUAGUUUCAAAACCACUUGCCAUUAAUCAUGACAGAGGAGCUCUGGAAAAGUCUCCUAGCCUGGUCCCAGAUCAGUUAGUCUCCUAGCCUGGUCCCAGAUCAGUUAGUCUCCUAGCCUGGUCCCAGAUCAGUUAGUCUCCUAGCCUGGUCCCAGAUCAGUUAGUCUCCUCGCCUGGUCCCAGAUCAGUUAGUCUCCUAGCCUGGUCCCAGAUCAGUUAGUCUCCUAGCCUGGUCCCAGAUCAGUUAGUCUCCUAGCCUGGUCCCACAUCAGUUAGUCUCCUAGCCUGGUCCCACAUCAGUUAGUCUCCUCGCCUGGUCCCACAUCAGUUAGUCUCCUCGCCUGGUCCCAGAUCAGUUAGUCUCCUCGCCUGGUCCCAGAUCAGUUAGUCUCCUAGCCUGGUCCCACAUCAGUUAGUCUCCUAGCCUGGUCCCACAUCAGUUAGUCUCCUCGCCUGGUCCCAGAUCAGUUAGUCUCCUAGCCUGGUCCCACAUCAGUUAGUCUCCUAGCCUGGUCCCACAUCAGUUAGUCUCCUAGCCUGGUCCCAGAUCAGUUAGUCUCCUAGCCUGGUCCCACAUCAGUUAGUCUCCUAGCCUGGUCCCAGAUCAGUUAGUCUCCUAGCCUGGUCCCACAUCGGUUUGUGCUGUCUUGACAUGGAAACCGGAACUAUGCGACAAUAAACAUUUAUUGCCUGGUUAAACCAGACUGAAUGUUUCAAACAAUGGCGAUCAGCGUUCCAGUAUGGUUUAACCAGGCUAUAAUAAACCUCCUAGGACAAGAUAUUAGUUUCAUAAUAAUAAUAAUAGGCUUUUCAGUCAGAAUUUAUCAGCAGGUUUUUUGGUUACUGUAUUUUUAUUCAUAGGAAGAACACUUGUAUUUUACAUGAACUGAAUUACCAAAUAACCUUGUCCAUUUUCCAUGUGUUUAUAUUGAUGCUUGUAUACGAUAUGUACAGCACCGUAUGGGAGAAACAAACAGUGAAUGAGGAAGUCCGCGGUCAUUUGAGAAGAGAACAUGAUGUUUUUAAUCAGAUGGAUUUCACAGUUACCUGUCCUUGUAAAACUUGUUGAUAUGAUGCGAACAUGUACAGCUGGCGAGGAAGUUGUAAUAAAUAUUAUAUAAAACUAAA
Oncorhynchus kisutch (coho salmon) is the source of this 7474-nucleotide messenger RNA. It is a transcript of the gene hook3, whose product is annotated as hook microtubule-tethering protein 3. The record is from RefSeq and is a predicted model, not a curated record. Gene Ontology annotation, biological process: cytoskeleton-dependent intracellular transport; cytoplasmic microtubule organization. The transcript is spliced from 20 exons. Gene Ontology annotation, cellular component: cytoplasm; centrosome. Lineage: Eukaryota; Metazoa; Chordata; Actinopteri; Salmoniformes; Salmonidae. Gene Ontology annotation, molecular function: dynein light intermediate chain binding; microtubule binding. The coding region runs from base 321 to 2474 and encodes 717 amino acids.